Messenger RNA from Leptopilina boulardi, 2284 nucleotides. RefSeq lists its product as uncharacterized. NCBI's taxonomy places the organism in Eukaryota, Metazoa, Arthropoda, Insecta, Hymenoptera, Figitidae. The coding region runs from base 128 to 1915 and encodes 595 amino acids. The transcript has 3 exons. The record is from RefSeq and is a predicted model, not a curated record.
UGCACCAGGGGGAGGAUACGCGCCUAUAUAACAACGAUGUUCCACUGAUUGGACGAAGUAAGCUACGUUUUCCUGCGCCUAGGGAACCCAGAGUACGCGGGCCCGACCGGGCGGCACUGCGACAAUUAUGAAAUUUCGCCCGAGAUGCGCGGUUGUGGUAGUGGUGCUACUGCAAGCCGUCCUUGUGGCGAGUAAGGCACUGGACCAAACACAGCUACAAACACAAGCACAGCAACAAAUUCAAUAUGGUACCGUGGCACAAAAACGAUGGGAUGGAGGACCAAGUGGACUCGGAGGAGACUCAAGUGGACAUGGAGGCGGAGAUUUUGGCGGGGGUGGUGAUUUAGGAGGUCACGGAGGUGGAGGCGGUGGUUACGGUGGCGGAGGUGGCGAUUUAGGAGGUCACGGAGGUGGAGGCGGUGGUUACGGAGGCGGAGGUGGCGAUUUAGGAGGUCACGGAGGUGGAGGCGGCGGUGGUGGUUACGGAGGAGGAGGAGGAGGCGAUUUUGGUGGUCACGGAGGUGGAGGAGGAGGAGGUGGAUACGAUCUCGGUGGUCACGGCGGAGGUGGAGGCGGCGAUUUCGGAGGCCAUGGAGGAGGCGGAGGUGACUUCGGAGGUUACGGUGGUGGAGGCGGCGAUGGAGGUGGACACGGAGGUGGUCAUGGAGGCGAUUUAGGAGGAGGCGGAGGUUACGGAGGUGGAGGCGGAGGAGGAGGCGGUGGUGGUGGUGAUCACGACUCCGGCUACUGGAAGAAGAAACUAAUUUGGAAACCAGGUUGGAAAAAAAUUUGGAAACCAGUGCAAAAGCAAAUAUGGAAACCGGCGUGGAAAAAAAUUUGGAAACCAGUUUGGGAGCCAACGAAGAAAGCUGUUUGGAAGGAAAUACAGGUACCAGCCUCAAAGAAAAUAUGGAAACCAGUUUGGAAGGAAAUUCAGGUACCGGCGUGGAAGGAAAUAAAAGUCCCUGCCUGGAAGAAAAUAUGGAAACCAGUUUGGAUACCAAUUAAGGUGCCUGCUUGGAAGGAGAUUCAAGUGCCUGAUUGGAAAAAGGUUUACAAGCCAAUUUGGAAGGAGAUAAAAGUCUCGGCUUGGAAGGAAAUACAAGUACCGGCAUGGAAAAAGAUUUGGAUACCCGAAUGGGUUAAGGUUGGCAUACCCGGUCCACAUAAAUUGGGAACCGAUCAUCAUGGUUGGAUGUACACGAGUCAUGAUCUUUGGAAGAAGAAAUUGAUUUGGAAACCAUUGUGGAAGAAAUAUUGGAAGACAGCGAAGAAGCAGGUUUGGAUUCCGGAUAAGAAAUUGGAGUGGAAGGAAGAGUGGAAGCAAAUUUGGAAGCCGGGGAAGAAACAAAUUUGGGUUGAUGAUAAGAAAUUAAUUUGGAAGGAGGAUUGGAAGCAAAUUUGGAAGCCAGGGAAGAAGCAAAUUUGGGUGUCGGAUAAGAAACUCGAGUGGAAGGAGGCGUGGAAGCAAGUUUGGAAGACGGAGAAAAAAUUGGAGUGGAUUCCGGAUAAAAAAUUAACGUGGAAAGAGGCGUGGAAGGAGAUUCAGGUUCCGGCUUGGAAGGAAAUUUGGGUGCCAGAUUGGAAGAAGAUUUGGAAACCAGUUUGGAUAUCGGAAUGGUUCCCGAAUGAGGAUCAUCAUCAUCAUAAAUCGUCAGGUUGGGAGGAUCGUAAAGACACGCAGAGUCAAGAUACACAAUUGGUGCCGUCAACAUUGCAGGCAAUUGAGAAACAAAAAACAAUUCAAAUUCCCCAAGUGACGACAAACGAGAAUCAAAUUCGAUGGGAUAGAUCGGCUCAAGUUCAGGGACAAGGGCAAUUGCUUUCAAUUACACAAGAUUUGAAACCACCGCCUUUACCAACAAAUGAAAAAGUUGUCGAGAUUGCAAAUUUUCAGGAUUUCUCGAAACCCUAGAGAGAGAGAGAAUAGAAAGUAUUUUAGUCCCUUGUGAGAAAAUCUUGUACAAAAAAAAUUUUUUUUUGUGAAGAAAAUAAUUUGUUGUAACAUAAGCCACUGUACAUAUUAAUUGUUAAGGCCUCUUAAGACGUAUGAAGUAAGAUUACUUAUUUGAGCACUCUUUACUUGACUGAAUGAUUUAUUAUUAUUAUUAUUUUUAUUUUUACUUUCACGGGAUCUAAUUGUGUCCUUUGGAAAAAAUUUUUUUGCGUUGAACGUUAAUUGCUUUAUUUGAUCGAAUUUGUAUUUUUUAUACACACGUUGUUGUUGUCUUUCUAUUGUUAUAAUGAAUUCCGUUACGAAUAAAGAUAAUUCAUAUUUUGUUAA